Oncorhynchus kisutch (coho salmon) is the source of this 1618-nucleotide messenger RNA. Its product is annotated as glypican-6-like. The transcript is spliced from 8 exons. Gene Ontology annotation, biological process: regulation of protein localization to membrane; cell migration; regulation of signal transduction. NCBI's taxonomy places the organism in Eukaryota, Metazoa, Chordata, Actinopteri, Salmoniformes, Salmonidae. The annotation marks the transcript as partial. Gene Ontology annotation, cellular component: extracellular region; cell surface; plasma membrane. The record is from RefSeq and is a predicted model, not a curated record.
UGUUGUAUCUCUAUAGAAGUCUGUCUGUCUCUAAGAGAUAUAUAGAGUUGUCUGUGUCUCGUAUCUCUGUCUGCAGCAGGAUCAGUGGAGCGGGAGAGUCUGGCUACUGUUAUGUGUUAUUGUUCCUUCAGCCCAUCUCCCAGGCCCUGAACUUCUGUCACCAUGACUACCUCUCCCCUCUGACCUCAGCCUUCAGCCCAUCUCCCAGAACUUGGUCUUCCCAUCACCAUGACUACCUCUCCCCUCUGACCUCAGUGAAUGUGGCCCCCGCCUGCAUCAGGGCCCUGACUAAGAUGUUGUACUGUCCGUACUGCAGGGGCCUGCCUGGGCUGAAGCCCUGUCAUAACUACUGCCAUAAUGUGAUGAGAGGCUGUCUGGCUAACCAGGCUGACCUAGAUCCUGAGUGGAACCUCUUCAUAGAUGCCAUGUUGCUGGUAGCUGACCGGCUGGAGGGACCCUUCAACAUCGAAGCCAUCAUGGAACCCAUAGAUGUGAAGAUCUCUGAAGCCAUCAUGACCAUGCAAGACAACAGCAUGACAGUUUCAGCUAAGGUGUUCCAGGGGUGUGGUCAGCCCAAGCCGUCUGGGAUGGGCAGCAGCAGAUCAGCCAGGGGGAUCUCUGAUGUCUUCAACGCCCGAUUCAGACCCUACAGCCCAGAGGAGAGACCCACCACGGCCGCUGGCACCAGCCUGGACAGACUGGUGCUAGACAUUAAGAAGAAGCUGAAGCAGUCCAAAAGGUUCUGGUCCAACCUGCCAGAUGAGAUCUGUAUUAAAGACAAGUUGACCGAGUCAGAUGAAGAGCAGUGUUGGAACAGUCACGCCAAGGCCAGGUAUUUUCCUGAGGUGGUAAAGGACGGCCUCACCAACCAGCUGAACAACCCAGAGGUGGCGGUGGACAUCACUAGACCGGACACUCUGAUUCGCCAACAGAUCAUGACACUCAGAGUGAUGACCAACAAGCUGAGAAACGCCUACAACGGCAACGACAUCUUCUUUCAGGACUCCAGUGACGAGGGCAGCGGCAGCAGCAGUGGCUGUACAGAGGGAUGUACCACAGAGUUUGUGUUUGUGGGUCCAGAGGCCCCUGUGGUGGGAGCAGACAGGAGUGAUGAGCGAGCUUCGGCUGCAUCAGGCAGCGCCCCACAUCCCUCCAGACCCUCUCCCCUGCUACUGACCCUCUCUCUCACAGCCCUGUCCUGGUCCAGGAGGUAAUACCAGCUGGCCCGAGAGGACACCAGGACAUUACCCCUGCUACUGACCCUCUCUCUCACAGCCCUGUCCUGGUCCAGGAGGUAAUACCAGCUGGCCCGAGAGGACACCAGGACAUUACUGCUACUCUGACUCUGGCACCAAUCAGACAGCCAGCCAGCCGGUCGUCAUACUAACUGUUAGUGUUCUCUAAACGGAACCAGAACAGGACAACCCUUUUGGAUCCCCACCAUGAAGAGAUAUGGUGACAGUAGUAUACUGUAGUAGACUGAGGAGUGUUGUGAGUGCUGCAUCCUGCUUUGUCCCCAAAGAUCUCUCUGUUCUAAGAUGUUCUGUUCUAAUCUGCUCUAUUCUAAUCUGUUCUGUUCUGCUCUAUUCUAAUCUGUUCUGUUCUGCUCUAUUCUAAU